UCCACGUUGGACUCUCCCAUUCAACACAUACUACUCAACAUGGUUUUCGGCAUUACGCAGGCUCGUUCUCGCUUCCCCGCCUUGAAUCAGGAACAAGUUUUCCUGGACAAUGCAGGAGGCAGCCAGGUGCUGGACUCGGUGAUUGAAUCCGUCACCUCUUACCUCUCAAAGACCAACGUUCAACUGGGCGCAACCUACAAUAUCUCCAAGGUGUCAACUGCAUCAUAUGGUCAUGGCUACGAAGCAGCAGCAAAGUUCAUCAAUGCAAAGCCGGAGGAGAUCAGCCUAGGGGUCUCCACGACCCAGCUGCUGCACAACCUCUCCACUGCACUAGACUUUCAGCCAGGGGACGAGCUUAUCGUGUCAAAGUUGAACCAUGAGGCCAACUCAGCCCCCUGGGACAGGAUCGCGCGCCGUUUGGGCCUGACCGUCAAGUGGUGGGGAGCUGCAGACCCCCGCAAUCCGGUUUGCGAUCCCAAUGAUCUGAAGCAGCUAAUGUCGGAGAAGACGAGGCUCGUCGCGUGUCCCCAUGCUUCGAAUAUCACUGGAACCAUCACAAACGUCAAAGAGAUUGCAAAGAUUGUGCAUCAGGCCCCCAGGGCUUUGCUUUGCGUUGACGGGGUUGCUCUUGCUCCACACCGCCAGGUCGAUGUUAAGGAUCUUGAUGUUGAUUUCUACGCAUUCUCGUGGUACAAAGUUUAUGGGCCUCAUAUAGCCCAGCUGUACGCUGCAUCACGUAUCCAUGAUCAGAUCAACCCUCUUUGUCACUACUUUAAAAGCACAGAGACCCUCGAUCUGAAGCUGAACCUAGCUUCGGCCAAUUACGAACUGACGCAAAGUAUUCCACGUGUUCUGGAUUAUUUCGGCCCCGAUUUCUCUGCCACAUGGGAUCAAAUGGCCACGUAUGAGGAGAAGCUGCAGAAGAUCCUUCUUGACUUUCUCAAAAGCAAUGACCGCGUGACCAUAUAUGGCGAGCCUUCUGCGAAUAAGGAGCUCCGGGUCCCAGUGAUCAGCUUCACCGUGAAGGGUAUCAAAAGUCAAGCUCUUGUCGAGGAGGUUGAAAAGAGAAGUCCUUUUGGCUUCCGCAGUGGACAUAUGUACAGCCAUCGGUUGAUCAAGGACAUCAUUGGUCUGGGUGAUGUUGAAGAUGGGGUUGUCCGGAUCAGCAUGCUGCACUACAAUACCGAGGGCGAAAUUACUUCACUUGUUGAGCUGCUGCGCGAGAUCAUUGCAACGAUUUAGAAUCUUCUGAGAGCUACAUCGACAAUGCAUGAAAGGGUCUGGUCCUAAAGGGCCAAACCUGUGGAGAUGCAUCGUCCUGCGGUCAUAUCAUCCUCCACAACCAGCUUUGAUUAAAUAGACAACAGGCAGCAUCAGGUAGCAGACCAGUUGGACUAAGACACUGCUGCCUUGUUUGAUAUAGUAUCCUAGUCUGAGAGACUUUUGUCAAGUACCAAUAGCCAAUAUCAACGUCAUGAGUAGUGCAC
Molecule: messenger RNA, 1487 nt
Organism: Aspergillus sclerotioniger CBS 115572
Lineage: Eukaryota; Fungi; Ascomycota; Eurotiomycetes; Eurotiales; Aspergillaceae
Product: putative aminotransferase
Exons: 7
Coding region: 40-1242 (400 amino acids)
Source: RefSeq, a predicted model, not a curated record